This is a messenger RNA of Pieris macdunnoughi, 375 nucleotides long. The record is from the annotation of a GenBank genome assembly. NCBI's taxonomy places the organism in Eukaryota, Metazoa, Arthropoda, Insecta, Lepidoptera, Pieridae.
AUGAUCGAGAUUUACAUGAUUCGGUACGGAAUCCGAGGGUGCCGUGGAGCGAUUGCGAGUGAGUGCGACUCGUGGAAGGAAGCGGCGCUAGUGUCGCUGAAGGCGCUAGACGAGCGCUAUACAGUUUUUGUUGGUGCGCGGCCCGCGCCCUGCGCCUGCGCCGCCGCCGCCCGCACACGCGCUAAACACAAACAGCCGCUUAGCUUUAACGCGCGCGCCGCACCGCAUCGCCUACUCUUACGGAUAACGUUGCGUUUGUGCGUAGCUGCAAACGAAACUAGUGUCAGCGCCCGGCUAGCCUCGGACCUCACCCCGGACGCCGGGGCGACGUUACGAAGCACAUUUGGCCAAUUGUGGCGCGGCCAGACAUACUAG